UGCAUCACGGCCUUCGAGACAAGCCGCUAAGAGUGGAUGACUCCUCUGGUCUCUAAUAUGUAGGCUCACUUCUCACUUCCAUCACAAGUCAGAAUUUGGAAUAAACUUCAAUUUGAACGUACUUUACAUGUUGUCUGCUGAUUUUUGUCCGUAUGUAGGAGGUAAUCUGAGACAAUAUAUCCACAGAUUAGUGUUAUGAACCCGACUUUUUGGUAACUGGUUUGUAUUUUCAAUGCUGAUAAACGCGACUUGCACAAAUAUGUCCGAGUUUAACUGAAGCACAGACCAAAUGUUGUCCCAGGUAAUCAGCUGGCACUUUCAGCUGAUUGUGAGGGACAUGCUUUGGUCCACAAUGUUUGGUUACAUCUGGCUAUUUACAUAUUGUGCAUCACGUGAAAUGUGUCAGGAGAUGGGAAAUGCAAGGAACAGAACCUACUGGUGGCAAAAAGUUGGGUAACAAUACUUUACUGUGGACAUUUGAUCUCCACUACCUUCCAGAAAAAUUACCAACAGCAUGGACGACCGGUAAAUUAACCUAAAAUAUAAUUGUAUUCAACAUUCUGGCUGGCAUAUUUUCUUACAGCUACUUCUUUCAGACAUAUUUAUCAUGUAGUAACCAUGGUACCAGUCUGACGUUUAGGCAAGGCCUUGUACUGGAAUUGCUCUGUCCAUGACUGUAACGCCCUCCAGCGGAUGGUGAAGACGGCCCAGUACAUCACUGGGAACGUGCUCCCACCAAUGAUGUUUAUAUAAAUCAUUGGCUCCCACCAAUCCAGGACACGUAUGUGAAAUGAUGCCUGAGGAAGGCCCGCAGCAACAUCAAGGACCCCACACAACCCAGCCACGAGCUGUUCACUACCUUACUGUGGGGCAGAUGGUGUCCGAGCAUGAGUCAAGUGUGAAGAUGAAACUCCUCUGUGUCCAGGUGUUGAUGGAUCUGCUGGGAGAAGGCAUUGAUUAUGACAAAGUUUCAAAGCUAACUGCAGAUGCAAAGUUUGAGAAUGGAGACAUCAAGGCCAGUGUAGCCGUGUUGACCUUCAUCCUCUCCAGUGCAGCCAAACAUGAUGUGGACAGUGAAUCUCUCUCCAGUGAGCUGCAGCAGUUAGGACUCCCUAAAGAACACACCACAGGACUGUGUAAAUCCUAUGAAGACAAGCACAUUGCCCUGCAGGAGAAGCUAAGGGAGAGCAGUCUGAGAUUGGGUCGGUUGGAGGUAGUGUCGUGGCGUGUUGACUACACCUUGAGUUCCAGUGAGCUUCAGGAGGUUAAUGAGCCCACAGUGCAGCUCUGUCUCCAGACCCAAGGGGCAGAGACUGGACACACGGAGACCACCAUCGUCUCUGUGUCUGCAGACAAGUUCAGAGUCCUGCUGACAGAACUAAAACAAGCACAGGCCAUGAUGAAUGCACUACAAUGAAGCAACACUCUAAAGGUUUUGAUUAAUGAUGCAGUGACUGGAUCAGAAGAAAGUCAAGCAAGAGUGCAAGACAUUGACAGAAUAUCAUACAGGAUGAGUGGACCAUGAUCUUUUGAAUGUAUUUUGUACAUUGUGUUUAUUCUAUAAUUGUUAUUAAAUAUGUUGAUGUAUUUCUCAUUUGUCCAUGUUGAAUCUAUGAUAUGUAUUUUCUUGAAACAAUUACAACUUUACAAUUAAA
This is a messenger RNA of Oncorhynchus nerka (sockeye salmon), 1655 nucleotides long. It is a transcript of the gene commd4, whose product is annotated as COMM domain containing 4. The coding region runs from base 791 to 1417 and encodes 208 amino acids. The transcript is spliced from 7 exons. NCBI's taxonomy places the organism in Eukaryota, Metazoa, Chordata, Actinopteri, Salmoniformes, Salmonidae. The record is from RefSeq and is a predicted model, not a curated record.